CCUAAGAUUGCGCAGACGCGUCGUGGCUGACGAUGAAAGAAAAAGAAGGUUGACAUAUACGUAUAAUUACUACUUGUUUGUUGGUGAACGUUAAUUUUCUAUAUUAUCGAUAACUAUUUAUCCAAAUAUCUUUUUUAUUAUUAUAUAAGACUGUACACACACGUAUAUAUUUAUACAUAGUAAGCGAAAUUGUCCUCAAAGUUAUUGCUACGUAUUUACGGAAACGCGAUCAACGAAUAUAUUGUACUUUCGAGUCGUUCGAUAGGUAAAUAUCAUUUCGAUGUAUUCGUCAUCGCAGAUCGUUCUAAUACAGAUUGAUUAAGUAUUUAAGUAAACUAUUAAUUUUUCCGAAUAAUCGUACAAAAGUGAAAUAUAGCGACAAAAAAGAAUUGUUCAAAGAAUGCCAUACUCGACAAUCAUGAUUUUAUCUUCGGUCGAAUCUUCGUACUUGCACAUAUGAGCACAUACAAUAAGACCUUUUAUUUGCAGUAGCAAACUUUAAAUAUCUAGAUGGUAACCAUUCGUCCCUAUAAAUUGAUCAUUGAAAAAGAAAAAAUAUCGAAAAAUGUAUAAAUCGAGUCAGGAACCCGAUAUACCUGCGGCGUUAGGUUUGUUGACACUUUUAAGUAAUGAAGAAUUAAAAGAUAUAUUAAACGACGAUAGCAAGUUUGAAGACAUCGUAAAGGACAUAAAACAGUUUAAAGAACUUGAAACCGAAAAAGAAGUACUUAUGGCAAGCAAUCGAUCGUUGGCAGAAUUUAAUCUAUCGAAACAACCGGAAUUAGAAGAAGGUAAACAGAUUUUAAAAGAACUUAGCGACAAAGGACAUCAAUUAUGCAUCAGCGUCAAGGAAAAACUCAACGAGAUGAAGGAUAGAUCGGGAGCUAUGACAGUUGACACGGCAUUAGACCUUUUGCAAGCAGCUGCUGCAGAAAUUGAGGAAGAAUCGGAGAAAGUGGCUGAAAAAUUUUUAGCUGGCGAUAUAGAGGUGGAUGAAUUUUUAGAACAAUUUUUAUCAAGACGAAAAUUAAUGCACCUACGUAAAGUUAAAGUCGAUAAGAUCAGAGAAAUAAUGCGAAAAUCAUCGCAGGCUUCAUCAUAUUUUACUUCUAACUUUACUGUCAUUGCACCUUCCAUACCCUACCCAACAGGACCGGUAUCGAUGCCAAUGCCCGUACCAUCGGGUCCUUCUCUUUAUAGACCAUAUUGAAUAGACCUGUAUGUUGUUUCUGUUCUCUUACCUUUUGAUCUUUCUUUUCUUUUUUCUUUUCUUUUGUAAAUAAUGUGUAUACACACGAAAGAGGUGUUGUACAUGCCAUGUACGAAUACUUAUAAUCCUGUAUUUCGAAAAUACAAAAGAAAAUUAAAAUAUUUUUAAGAGUUUGGAUUUUUGUAAAAAUGAUGCAAACUUUCGUUUGUCUCGUAUGUUUCAUCAUUUUUAUAAAACUUUGAAAAUUAUUAUUAUCGUUUGAAUUGUACCAGAACAAUUAUAUUUUCGUAUUUGGGGAUUAAUCGCAUUGACGAUAUUUACAGCCUACAUCACGAAAAAUUCGUUUCCAAGAGUAGCUUAAAUAUAUGUAUACAUACCCCCCCCCCCCCCCCCCCC
Messenger RNA from Vespula vulgaris, 1606 nucleotides. RefSeq names its product vacuolar protein sorting-associated protein 37B (gene Vps37B). The record is from RefSeq and is a predicted model, not a curated record. The coding region runs from base 566 to 1210 and encodes 214 amino acids. Gene Ontology annotation, biological process: protein targeting to vacuole; protein targeting to membrane; ubiquitin-dependent protein catabolic process via the multivesicular body sorting pathway. NCBI's taxonomy places the organism in Eukaryota, Metazoa, Arthropoda, Insecta, Hymenoptera, Vespidae. Gene Ontology annotation, cellular component: ESCRT I complex. The transcript is spliced from 4 exons.